GGGGAGAGCAGCAGCAGCAGCAGCAGCAGCAGCAAGAGGGCGCUGCAGCAGCUGCUGCAGCGCAGCAGCAGGACAGCCGAAGCUGCAUGCAAGUGCGAAGUCCAGCCCCAAGACUUCGAGGACUUCGCGCAUGCAGUUUGCGUGGAAGAAGAGCUUUACGGCCAGGUCUACGUCAACGGCAGGAUCUUACUUCCCUGCAUCCCAGGACUAGACCCUUUUCUUUGCCUCUUUAUCUGCAUCGACGGCCAGCCCUAUGCGCAGCUGCAGCAGCCCCUCGAUUUGCUGCAGCUGCAAGCUGCUGCACUUAAAGACAGGGGCCCCCGGGGGCCCCCCGGGGCCCCGGGGGCCCCCAGGGGCCCCGGGGCCCCGGGGGCCCCCGGGGCCUCUGGGGCCCCUGGGGCCUACCACCAAACCCUGCCUCUUGUCUCUUUGAAGCCGCUGAAGAGUUUUGGCCCUGGUCCGUACUGCUGCGGGAACAUUGAGGUGUGGGGCGGCUUUUUCUUCUCUAAUUCCAAGCUCCUCUGCCCCGCCUCUCCAUCUCGAGCACCCUCUGCUACCGCCUUCGCUGCUGCUGCUGCUUAUGCUGCUGCUGCCGCUGCUGCUGCUUGUGGUGCUGCUGCUUAUGCUGCUGCUGAUGCUGGUGGUGGUGGUGGGGGUGGUGAUGCUGGCGCUGGUGGUGAUCAUGCUGCUGCUGCUGCUGCUGCUGCUGGUAAUGCUGCUGCUGCUGGUGAUGCUGCUGCUGAUGAUGGUGAUGGUGGCGAUGAUGUUGCUGCUGGGGGUGGAGGUGGGGCUGCUGAAAGCUGUGCUGCUGCUGCGGAUACUGCUGUUGCUGCUGCUGCUGCUGAAGACACCACUGGCGCGUUGGGGAUUUUGCGGUGUUUGCCUGCAAACCCUGAAUUCAUUGGCGACCAAGUGCCUGUGGAUGUGGUUGCGGAUUCUUUGAUUGUUGCUGCUGCUGCUGUUGCUGCUUCGAACGCGUUGCUGCUGCAGCGCGCGGGGAGCGCAGCAGCAGCAGCAGCAGCAGCAGCGGACGACAGCGUCGCUGCAGCAGCAACGCGCGCAGCAGCAAGCCACGUGGACCCGAACUGCAUUCUGUGCCCCGUGGAGCUGCCGCCGCUGCAGCAGCAGCAGCAGCAGCAGCAGGCAGCGCACGUGGGGGCGUCUGCUGCUGCGCCGGCGGUGGCUGCUGCUGCAGCGGGCCCCUGCGAGCUCGGCGCUGCAGCAGCAGCAGCAGCAGCAGCAGGCAGGCCCGGAGUCUACGUGGUCCACUGCUGCAGCAGCGACUUAAACCCCACAUUUUGGAAAGACCUUUUAAUCCACGGAAGAGAGUAUAACAUGUUGUGUCCCUUUUACGCCAGAGUCAAGAGACACAUGACCACUCCUUUCUUCGACACCGACUUCAAGCAGUUCAAAAGGUUUGCUGCUGCUGCUGCUGCUGCUGCUGCUGCUGCGGCGGCGGCGGCGGGGCUUCCGGGGGUGCUCCUGGCGUCGCUCGGGCGCUGCUGGUUGUUGCUCGCCGCCUGCUGCGGCUGCUGCUGCUUUGCUGCUGCUGCUUUGCUGCUGCUGCUUUGCUGCUGCUGCUGCUGCUGCUUUGCUGCUGCUGCUUUGCUGCUGCUGCUGCUGCAGCUUUGCUGCUUCUGCUGCUUUCCCGCUGCUGCUGCUUUCCUGCUGCUGCUGCUGCUUUCCUGCUGCUGCUGCUGCUGCUUUCCUGCUGCUGCUGCUGCUGCUGCAGCAGGCGAGGCGGCGUUUGUGGGCGUUUGCAGGCGCUUUUUCGUGCAGCAAAAGCUGCCGAGUUUGCUGCUGUGGCACUCGCUGGGGCGCGUGGCUCCUGCUGCUUCGCAGCUGCAGAAGGGGCUGGAUUUGCUGCUGCUGGGUCUCCAAAAAGCAGAAAAAGCUGCUGAGGCGCUGCACCCCUUUUCUUACCAAGAGUGGAUUUUCGAGCAGCGCAGCGCGGUGUACAUACACCGCAUGCUCGCCCCACACGAGCGCGCCCAGUGGGCCGUCUCCGUCCAGAACAUCAACUGGAGAGAAUACAUCCACUAUUUCUUCUACGGAAUUGCUAGGUGGCUCCUUAAAGAGCCCUCGGAGGCGCUGGAGGAGGUGGAGCGGGAGGUGUGGAGGGAGGUGGAGUGUAUGUACACCGGGAUGGCGGGGAGCAUCGAGCCGCACGUGGUCUACCUUUUGGCGGGAUUGUUUCAUAAAUCAUUUUCUUUUUUAUUUGAUCGAAUAAUAGUGGAAGAAACGCACAUGCAGCAGCUGAAACGAGCUGACUUCCUGCUGGUUUCCUACAUCUGCUUCACCUACGGAGUGCCGCUGCCCUUCAUCGCCGCAGACGAAGCCUUCGGGGCCAUUCGAAUGGCCCACCAGCUGCUGCGGAGGGCGGGGGCCUUUUUCGUGUCGCGGGGGGGCGAAAGGGGAAAAGGAGAAAGUUUGGAAAAAGAAAUAAUUCCAAAAAUCAAAAAAGUUCUUCUCCAACUCUUCGUCAAAUGCGUCGCACGCAGAUACGGAGUCCUCGAGGUUUUUCUCGAGGGCGGCCGCAGCAAAACAGGACUGAUGCUGCCCCCGAAGCUGGGGCUGCUUUCCUGCGCCGCCGACAUGCUCUUCAGCGGCUCCGUCUCCGAAGUUUUAUUUAUUCCGAUUUCGAUUUCUUACGACAGAGUGUUGGAGGCGGAGACGUUUCCGCAGGAGCUUCUGGGCGAGCCGAAGAAGGCGGAGUUCGGGCCCGGCUACAGACCCUUCGGAACCGCCAGCGUCAACGUCAUGCCCCCCAUGAGCUUCAGGGAUUAUCUCUUUUCCAACUGGGCCGAUGAGGGGCCCCUCAAACCCUUGCUGGGGGCCCUUCGCCACUCCUGCGUUUCUCCCAUGGCGCAGUUUGGCUCUUUGCCCACUCUCACGGGGCAGCCGCAGCUGCAGCAGCAGCAGCAGCAGCAGCAGCAGCAGCAGCAGCAGCAGCAGCAGCAGCAGCAGGUGGAGGAGGAGGAGGAGCAGCAAGAACCCACAAACCCUAAUAGUUUUGCUGUGCUUCGGGCCAGCGGCUCUUUGCCUCCAGUGCCAGAAGAGCUCAAGAGAAAAAUUUGUCGCCACUUGGCGUCGACGUUGAUGGAGAAGUUGAGCGAAGGGCUUUACGUGACGGCGACCUCUUUGGUGGCCACAGUGUUGGCGCUGCACAAGGACGGGAUUCGCGAAGAAGACUUGAUAUCGCAGGUGACCUGGCUGCGCGACCUGCUGCUGCAGCGCGGGGGCCUCUUGAGUCCCUACAUUUGCGGCUUUUCUUAUGACCCUUCUGCAGCAGUUCGAACAGCUUUGGGUCGCUAUUUGAAAAAUGUGGCGGAGGCCAAAGGCGAGGGUUGGUGCGUGGCGGGAGGGUACGGGGGGGGCCCCCCGGGGGCCCCCGGGGGGCCCCCCGGGGGCCCCCCGGGGCCCCUCCGCAUGCACCUGCCGCGCCUGCUGCUGGCCUACUACCGCAACCAGUGCAUGCAUGUCUUUGCAAAUGAAGGGUUUGCUGCGCUGGCCUUAAGUGCUGCGGGGGGCCCCCUGGCCUUCUCCAGGGGGGCCCCCCUCUCCGCCAUCAAAGCGCAUGCAGCUUUUCUCCUGAAGCUCCUCAGCUGCCACUUCGUCUACGCCGGCAAAGUCAACGAAGACACCUUCGAAGCCGUUUUAGAUCUGAUGGAGCAGCGGAAGAUCUUGCUGCGGCAGGGGGGCCCUGCAGAAAAGGAAAACUUGGUUUUCAAUUCUGAACAAGAAGCUUUAGUUCUUCUUCUUUGCAGCUUUUUGUGGCCUUUUGUGGACAGCGUCUGGGCCUUGGGAAACACUUUGUUCACUUUGCAGAGCCACUCCCCCGGCGAAAUGGCGCUGAAGUUGACGACGCCGCAACUGAGGAAGCAGCAGCUGGUGGCGCGGGCGCACUGGCUUGCUGACGGUCUGUGCAAAGAAGGCAUUAUUUCUUACUACGAAAGCACUUCUUUUUCCACUCUGAAUCGCGCCAUAGACGGCUUCGUUGCGUUUGGAGUUCUGCGGAAAGCAAACGGAGGAACUUCGACGGAAACCGACAAAGACACUUUGCUGGAGUUGACGCCGCAGUACCGUGAGGAGGCGCAUUUGCAAGAGUUCUUGAACAAAAUCCACAAGUUCCGCCACGCGGCGCUCUUGGAGGCGUCGCAGCCAAAUGCCCAGCACGCGAAGUGA
This is a messenger RNA of Eimeria tenella, 4185 nucleotides long. Its product is annotated as acyltransferase, putative. NCBI's taxonomy places the organism in Eukaryota, Apicomplexa, Conoidasida, Eucoccidiorida, Eimeriidae. The transcript has 16 exons. The annotation marks the transcript as partial. The record is from RefSeq and is a predicted model, not a curated record. Gene Ontology annotation, cellular component: mitochondrial membrane.